Homalodisca vitripennis (glassy-winged sharpshooter) is the source of this 1759-nucleotide messenger RNA. Its product is annotated as thioredoxin-related transmembrane protein 1-like. The record is from RefSeq and is a predicted model, not a curated record. The transcript is spliced from 7 exons. Bases 118 to 933 code for a protein of 271 amino acids. NCBI's taxonomy places the organism in Eukaryota, Metazoa, Arthropoda, Insecta, Hemiptera, Cicadellidae.
GAGUCCAGAUGGCUGGUGCUUGCUUGCUUAGAUAAAACUAAAGUUGACUAGAUAUUCUUCUUUCAAUUCGUCAGUUUCCUUCUCCUUCUACAGUAAUUAAUUGAGGUUGUGGUAAAUAUGGCGUCGUUCAUGUGGUGUUGUUUAUUUAAAGUAUUAAUUCUUGUAAGUUAUUUUUUAAUAUGCAUAGAAAGCAAAUCUCAAUUAAUGAGUUUAAAUGAAGACAACUGGGAUUUAAUGCUGAAUGGAGAAUGGAUGGUUGAAUUUUAUGCACCAUGGUGUCCGGCUUGCAAAGCUCUGCAGUCCUCUUGGGAGGAGUUCUCAGGGUGGAGUAAAGACUUGAACAUCAAGGUGGGCCAGGUGGAUGUGACGGCCUCGCCCGGCCUCAGUGGCCGCUUCAUGGUCACCGCCUUACCGACCAUAUUCCAUGUGCUGAAUGGUGAAUUCCGACAAUAUCGAGGGGCGAGAGACAAGGAGUCGUUCAUUUCGUUCAUUGAGGAAGACAAGUGGAAAUCUGUAGAUGCGAUCCCAGGAUGGAAGUCUCCUGCAUCAUUCCAGAUGUCCGUUGUUUCCUACUUCUUCAAAAUGUCACAACUGCUCAGGGAUUUGCAGAUUGCUACAAAAAAAGCUGUACACACACGGUUGAUGGAGGAUUAUGGAUUGCCUACUUGGGGAUCCUACUUGAUAUUCGCUGUGGCAACGAUCAUCAUUGGAGCUCUUCUGGGAUUGUUGUUUUCGCAGGUGGCGGUGUGCACCAUUGACUUGUUCUUCCCACCCAAGAGCAUGUCACCACCCAGCGUCAAGCAAAAACACAAGGAGAAAGAAAUGGAAAUAGAGGAAUCUGAUGAUGAUGUUGUUGUGGAAGACGACAUAGUCGAUGAAAACACCGCAGACUCAAGUCCUGUACGCAAACGUAAAGCUCGCAAAGCAGACUGAUAUCUCACGACGACCAAUUAUUAAUCAAGUCACCAAAUAUGAACUACUUGAAUCUAGUUAAUUCUUUCUAAGCGGCACCUUUUUUUACACAAGAAACGGUUUUGUUGACAAAGUUGUUGAAGAUUUUUAUACAACAAUAAAGAGCUAUUAUUUUUGUAGAUUUUGUUAAUGAAACUGUAGCGAAAUAGUGAGUGCAUUUAUACUACUUUAAGUCAUGUAGCUGUAAUCGUUGUUUUACUACGUGUAGGGACACAAGUAUUAUUAAUUUGUUGUCGGUUAAAUCUUCUUGAGCUGUGUAUGGUACUUCUUGUAAUGUUAAGUAAUAGGUAGAUAUUUACUUGCCUGAAUUAGUGAGAAGAACUAAUUGACUAAGAUUUUGUAAUAGUUUUUUAUUGUAUAUUUUUAUACAUUAAUUUAAUGUUGUAAUUUAAGUGUCCAACAACAUGUACAGUAAUAUAUAAUGAUUGAGUUUUAUCUGGUUAUAUAACUGCAAGGCGUACUAGAAUGCUUACUCAUCAUGCUUGAAGUGCUUAUUAGGGACUUAGUCAACAGGAUGGAGGAAGGAAUUUAGACCAAAGGACAGUUUGAUCUUAUCUUGAGUGAUAAAUUAAGUUUGAUUUGUUUAUAAAAUAACAAAAAAAGUAAGAAGGUAAGUUUUAAACAUUAUUUCUGUUUAAAAGUUCUUUAAAAGAAUAAAAAUAAAAAGGAAUAAGAAAUUGAUAUUUCCAGUUGUAACUUCAUCAUGCAUACAGCUUAACAAACAACAUUACUCUAAAAUCAGUGUAAGUUUAUUGUAAAUAUUGUGAAAAUAAACCUAUUAUCUAUA